Messenger RNA from Mesocestoides corti, 3366 nucleotides. The record is from the annotation of a GenBank genome assembly. Lineage: Eukaryota; Metazoa; Platyhelminthes; Cestoda; Cyclophyllidea; Mesocestoididae.
AUGACCGACUCCCAUGCCUCCAUUUCGGGCAUCCUACAGGAGUACAAGAGCAGCCCACCUAGUAUCUCCGUUGUCGAAUUAACGGCGCAAUUAAAUUCACUAAAAGAAUCCAUCUGUUCUAAGUUAAAUGAAUUUCACCGAGAUUUUCGCCCUGUCUCGGAGCAAAUUACGCAAAAUGCAGCUGAACUGCGUCGCCUGCAGAUCACCAUCGAUGCACUGAAUGCAGAAUAUGCCAGCAAGGUCAAAUCCCAGAUGGAAGGGCUCGACCCUGCUGAAGCUCUGGAAGGUACCGGAGUUCCGUGCAAGAGACUUCCACGUCUAAUGCCAUCGGAGAUCCACUCGCGCGCAGUGGAGCAGUUGGAGGCGGUGUUGAAGCUGCAGGCGAGCUGCCAGCACCUGCUGCGCGUGCACACAUGCCUGGAGUGUCUUGGCGACCGCAUCUACGACCUCAUUCGACGCUGCAGAGCACGUCGUUCGCGCGACCACUUCCUCGCCAAUGCUGACUCCCGUAAACAGGUGGUCUUCGAGAAAGAGAAGGAAGAUGGCUCGGAUUGGGAGGAAGACGAUGACGAGGACGACCUGGACGACUUCGACGAUGACGAAGAUGACGUGGGAGCUUAUGGUGAUGGCGAUGGGUUAGUCGCUCAAGUGCCUCCCAACUGUGGCGAUAUUGAAGCCGAAGUCGCUGCCAUCGUGGCGUGCCUACGAGAGACUGAAAAAGAGCUCUCCGUUGAGACAUUCUAUGAGAAAUCCGAAGUCGUCCUCUUCCAAUCUUUCAUGCGAACGUGGGUCGAUCAUAAGAGGGAACUACGCGAUUUUAUCGAUCGCUACUGGCACAGCAUGGUACGCGUCUAUUCAAAUCCCGACGAGAGGAAUAUUGUCUGCAAGCUGGAAAUUCAUGGCACGCCGCCGGAGCUAACAAGCCUCGUCACGCUCAUGGGAGCCAUGCACGAAACUCAGAUGCGAAUAGAGAAUGUGGCUGAAGAAAUUUGGAAACAGAUGUUCAUUCCCUGGCUCGAAAGCAUCUCGGGCAAAAUCGACUCACGAACCUCACACCUGCGUUUCAAUGUCACGGAAGACCUGAGCCUCGAUCAUGCGGAAAUUUGGUGUCUAGAAUUGGUUUCAAUUGACGGUGAAGAUCUAGAUUCAACGGAGAACAUUGGAAAGGAGAGCACGGCUGUCAUCCAAGAUGUCUGCAGGCAACUCACCAAUGCCCUGCGCGACCUCGACAACCACUUAUUUGGUCUGUCGGACGGGACUGGCAGUCGUCUGAUCGAUUAUUGCGUGCCUGCAGUGGACGUCUUCAACGUUGAACUAGCCAGACGCCUGCUCGACGACUUUCUAACCCCCAAUCUGCCCACAGCUGCUGUUGUCGCCGACAAUGGCGUGCUUCAAGUGGUCGAUGAUGAAACGUCCAAGUUUAUUCUAGCGACCAACAGCGCCCUGUGGCCGCUGAUCACCACGGCAAAGGAGUGCGGUUUCUUCCAGGAGAAAGCCGUGACCUGCCUCUCAGACUUCCUCGACGGCCUCACUCGACUGACCAAUCAGCGCCAAGAACAGGCCUACUUGCAGUCGCUGAUGCGGAUUCUGGAAAAGUACGAAAAUUUCGCAUCUCUGGAGAGAGUUGGUGUCAGUAAACUGGGACAGCAGACGCCUUCCACGGAGGCAAGCGACGACAACAAGGAGAACGCCAAAAUGUCGGAGGAGCAAUUGGAGGCGGCAGAGUUGGCGAAGAUGUUCCACAACGUCCACCUGGAGUUCCCUGCGUGCUACAUCUCCAAGGCAGUUGUGCAUUUGCUCGGGCAAAUUGACCAGAUCAUCGGCGAUGCUGAACGCCUGCUUGACAGGGGUCUGGCGAGGGACGUGGGGUCUCAGGGUGACGCGCUAGCGCCGCGCCUGGUGCAGUCUCUGCUUCACCGCGUGCCUCGUCUCAUCUUCCUCUACUCGCACUGCGUGCCCACUUUGCACGCCGAACGCAUGAAACACGAUCUCCGAUUCAUCGCCACGUACCACAACGACUGCAUGUACCUAGCACACGAAUGCCUAACCCUCGGCCGAUGCAAGCUCUACCCCCUCGCUGAACGCCUCCUUGGCGACGACGACGAAGCUGAAGCCACAGCAGCCUUGCGCAGCCUCCAGGGCCUCGCCUCCAUCUCUACCCUCCAGUUAGUCUCACCGCUUCGCAGAGCUGCGACAUCUAGCCUGCUGGAACACCUCCGGACUCAAAAAACCCUCCUAGACGAGUCAUUCAAGCUCGCGCCUGGCGAAGGCAGAGACGCCUGUGAGAGGGCAAUUCUCACAUGCACUUCCCAGCUUCUGAGGAUUUUCAAGGAGUUUGAUGUGCUACCGGUUUCCGUGUUUUUGCGCAUCCUCGGUGUUCUCGCUGACGAGUUCGUGAGGCUGCUCUGCGACGCGGUUGUGCGGCUAGACGACAUCACGACCAUGGAUUGCGCCGCGCUGGUUCGUCUCAUCUCCUCCGUCAUCGAAUCCGACCUGCGUUUUAAUAACAGCCUAGUUGCCUCGCCCCGAGGACGAGCAUUUCUAGUUUGUUUUCGCCAGCCUCGAGUUAAACUUGGCGCUAAGACGCGGUUGGUUGGUUGGUUGGUUGGUUUUAGCAACCAGAGCGAGUGUGUGCGUGUUUCCGGCGGUACUGCGCCUCACCACCCCACCCCGCCACUGCGGAGUGACUCACUCCCCCUCGCACGACGGCUGAGUCACUGCACAGUGUUCUUCGCCGCUGUCCGACACCGUGUCCGCUAUCGCGGCCCGCAUUUGGUCCGGUUUCGGCUCCUCCCCCCACCCAAGUCGAUUUCUCGUGUUCCUCGGCCCAAAACUGCUUUCUGUAUCACGCGGAUGUUUGAAACCCACCUGGACGCGGCGUUCGAUCCGGCGUUCGGGAGUUCCUUUGCAAAGACGGAGACAAAGCCCAAAAUUUGCCACCCCGGCCCUCGAUUUGGCGAAUUUCCUCCCGCCGCGCUGAUUGGUCGGCGCUGCAGCCUCUCCUUCGCCUGCCGACCAAUGAGAGCCGCGGCCUUGACAAGGCUUGGAUUGCGUGGACGUGUGCAGCCAAUCGCCGCGGGCGACAGGGCCAGGCGCUGUUCUGUGCAUGCCCACGGCGAUUGCCCACAAGUCUGCGUGGAGACCCUGCUAGCCAGGCGGAUUCCCUCGUGGUCGCGUCUUCAAGCGGUCCUGCGGAUCCUGGAGGCGGCCUCCCUGGAGGAGAUCCGAUUGCUAUGGCGCCACCGCAAGGAAUCCCCUCGUCUCAGCCUCGACGUUGCCGAGCUGCGUCAAAUGGUUCAAGCGCUCUACCGCAACUCCUCUGCCAGAGCCUCACUCAUCCGGGAAAUCGAAGAGGAGUCUUCGUGA